This is a messenger RNA of Musa acuminata subsp. malaccensis (wild Malaysian banana), 1775 nucleotides long. Lineage: Eukaryota; Viridiplantae; Streptophyta; Magnoliopsida; Zingiberales; Musaceae. The record is from RefSeq and is a predicted model, not a curated record.
AAGGGAUGCGUUGCGGCGGUAAAGUUCACGCUCCCUAAAACCCUAAGUCACAACGCCUCGUGUCCGGGCAUCAAGACUGAGGGGAUUGACCUCGAACCCACCAUUUCUACUGUGCGUCUGCGGCAAGAUCUCCCAUUGCUUUCCAAUGGCUGCCUCGGCCGCUCUGAGGAACCCUAAAUCGAGGCGACUCCUCCGCUUCUCGUCCGUCUCCCCUCUGCUCUACUCAUGCUGUCGCGGGGCGAUCGUCGGCUCGGAGCCGAAGAUUUUGACAGACGCGAUCCUCGGGAGCGAGUCCGCGGGCGCGCUGUGGUCGAGGAGGUCCAUGGCCACCUUCACCCGGACGAAACCUCAUGUAAAUGUUGGUACGAUUGGGCAUGUUGAUCAUGGGAAAACUACACUAACAGCAGCAAUUACAAAGGUUCUAUCUGAAGAGGGAAAAGCUAAAGCUGUUGCUUUUGAUGAGAUCGACAAAGCCCCCGAGGAGAAAGCUAGAGGAAUUACCAUCGCAACAGCUCAUGUGGAAUAUGAAACUGCAAAACGACACUAUGCCCAUGUUGAUUGCCCAGGACAUGCAGACUAUGUUAAGAAUAUGAUCACUGGAGCUGCUCAAAUGGAUGGUGGGAUCCUCGUUGUUUCGGCACCUGAUGGACCAAUGCCUCAAACUAAGGAACAUAUUCUGCUUGCUCGGCAGGUGGGUGUGCCAUCACUUGUAUGCUUCCUGAACAAGGUUGAUGCUGUUGAUGAUCCUGAGUUACUAGAACUUGUAGAAAUGGAGCUUCGAGAGCUGCUUAGCUUUUACAAGUUCCCUGGGGAUGAGAUUCCAAUUGUACAAGGAUCAGCAUUGUCCGCUUUGCAGGGUACAAAUGAAGAAAUAGGAAAGAAGGCAAUUUUAAAAUUAAUGGAUGCAGUAGAUGAAUAUAUACCAGAUCCAAUACGCCAACUUGACAAGCCCUUUCUCAUGCCAAUUGAAGAUGUAUUUUCAAUACAGGGACGUGGAACUGUUGUUACCGGCAGAGUUGAGCAAGGAACAAUAAAAACCGGAGAAGAAGUUGAAGUUUUAGGGCUGAUGCAGGGUGGGCCUUUGAAAACUACCGUUACUGGUGUUGAGAUGUUCAAGAAGAUCUUGGAUCAUGGAGAAGCUGGCGACAAUGUUGGCCUUCUACUACGUGGACUAAAGCGUGGAGAUGUGCAACGAGGGCAGGUAGUAUGCAAGCCUGGUACAUUAAAGACAUACACGAAAUUUGAGGCAGAGAUUUAUGUACUGACGAAGGAUGAAGGUGGUCGCCACACUGCUUUCUUCUCAAACUACAGACCCCAGUUCUUCAUGAGAACUGCAGAUGUUACUGGUAAAGUGGAGCUCCCUGAAAGUGUAAAGAUGGUGAUGCCUGGUGACAACGUCACAGCUACAUUUGAAUUGAUCUCACCUGUUCCCCUUGAAGCAGGACAAAGAUUUGCCCUCCGGGAAGGUGGGAGGACAGUUGGUGCAGGAGUUGUAGCUAAGGUAAUUAGCUGAGCUUCCUUCCACUGCUGCAACACAGCUCGGUAUUUGCCCCACAGUUAACACUAUCAUGGGCAACAUGUACGAAUCUCAAAUUUUGGUCGAUGUUUGGAGGAAUCACUUGAGAGAUCAAUCAGUUUGCGUUGGCCUUAAUUCAUCAUCAAUAAUCAUCUAAAUGUGGAGAACAUUUGAUAAGUACAUGAACGCUGCUUUCAGUGAGUUUCUUAUGAUCCAGUAAUUGAAUCGAUGAAAUAUAGUUGGAUUUAUUUUGAUCGAA